AAUAUCUCAGGACCCAGGACCAUGUGAUAUGGGCCCAACACCUGGAUGAUGUUACUCUUCUGCCUAGGUCAUGCGUAAAGAGGGAAUUAGGGCAUAUUGCUUGGCCCAGUCCCGUAAUGAUAUGACUCUCCUGCUUGUGCCAGAGCCACAGAAGUGUGCUUGGUGACAUAAUCUUUGAGGCUGUCACAUCACCAAGAUUAUAUUGUAUCACUGGACCAGCAUAAAGCUGACACUUCUGACUAUGCCCAGCCUUCAAAUAAUACUACACUGUAUAAUUGGCUCAACACCCAGGUGAUAUUGUUCCAUUUACCUGAGACCAGAUAAAAAGCCUAAUGAUGACGCUUGUCCCCAGAGCCAGGACACGUGCAGGACAGGAUCAUUACUCUCAUCCCUGCCCCAGAUUUUCACAGGUGCUGCUUACAGAGGGCAUCAUGACAUAUUGCUUGACAAAGAACCUAAGUGAUGUUAAUAUUCUGCAUAGGUUGCUAAAAAAUGGGAAUGUGAGAAAUACCUUGCUUCAGUCCAAAGUGGGCUUGCUGACAUAUUAUGUGAAACUGUACCCGGGUGAAGUGACUCUUCUGACUAGGCCCAGCAUACAAAUGAGAUUAUGCUGUAUCACUGGCUCAGUGUCGAGGCCCAGAUCACAGAAGUAAUUGUGCCAUAUGUGGAACAAGCAGCUAAGCAAUAGAUAACAUCCAUCGUGGCUCUGCCUUCAAAGGGAAAUUUUACAUAUGUCACUGGGACCAUCACCCAGAUGAUGUCCUGCCCACUAAAAGAAUUGUGACAUAACGCUGACUGCAAAAACUGGGUAAUGCAACUCUCCUCUUUAUUCUGGAGUCUGCCAAAACAAGGGAUUAUCACAUAUUGCGGAGUCCAGCACCCAGGUAAAAUUUUGUCAUAUACCCAGCUUCAGAUACCAUGCAAUAAUACAACUAUCAUACCUGGACCCAAAGAGGAGAGAUAUUUUGAUUCUCAUUGCCAUUCUUAUGGCCACAAGCAAAGUAAUGGUUCUCAUAGUGGUAUAAAGUUCACACAGUAUUAUGACACUCCCAGCGUAUCAUAGAAAAUGUGAGUAGUACAAUGAGUGUUAUAACAGGGAACAGCAAACCAAUGCUAUUGUGAUUAUUGGAUUCACACCCAGCUGACGCGACUAUCAUUCUCUCACAAGAACAGAACCUGCAAAUAAAGUACUAAAUCUCACCAAAA
Molecule: messenger RNA, 1206 nt
Organism: Homo sapiens (human)
Lineage: Eukaryota; Metazoa; Chordata; Mammalia; Primates; Hominidae
Gene: BPY2
Product: basic charge Y-linked 2
Exons: 9
Coding region: 333-653 (106 amino acids)
Source: RefSeq, marked reviewed